This is a messenger RNA of Panonychus citri (citrus red mite), 3666 nucleotides long. RefSeq names its product DNA-directed RNA polymerase III subunit RPC2-like (gene RpIII128). Gene Ontology annotation, biological process: DNA-templated transcription. Bases 80 to 3475 code for a protein of 1131 amino acids. The transcript has 2 exons. Gene Ontology annotation, molecular function: DNA binding; DNA-directed RNA polymerase activity; ribonucleoside binding. Gene Ontology annotation, cellular component: RNA polymerase III complex. Lineage: Eukaryota; Metazoa; Arthropoda; Arachnida; Trombidiformes; Tetranychidae. The record is from RefSeq and is a predicted model, not a curated record.
UUGUUUUCUAAAGUUUGAAAUCUAAACAACAAUUUAUCUAAUUUUCUGACUAAAGUUUCUUUAUGGUACCAUUUGUCUAAUGGCCGCUGUAACUAUUGAGGAUAAAUGGAAACUUUUACCGGCCUUUCUUGGAAUGAAAGGUUUGGUGAAACAACAUUUAGAUUCUUUCAAUCAUCUCAUCCAAGUUGAAAUUAAAAACAUUCUCAAAGCAAAUGCUGAGGUUCGUUGUGAAAGUGAUCCUAACUGGUUUCUUCGCUAUGUGGAUAUAAAAGUGGACACUCCUCGAAUUGAAGAAGGAUUCAAUGUUUCUCGCUCAACAACACCGCACGAAUGUCGCCUUCGUGAUAUUACUUACAGUGCUCCAAUUUCGGUGAAAGUGGAAUACACAAAAGGCCAACAGAGAAUAACUUCAUCUGAAUAUUUGGUGAUCGGUAGAAUGCCAAUCAUGGUUGGUUCUAACAAUUGUAUUUUGAAUGGAAAAAGUUAUGCUGAGCGAAUGGCCCUUAAAGAAUGCCCAAAUGAUCCCGGAGGCUAUUUCAUCGUCAAUGGAAGUGAAAAAGUAAUUCUCAUCCACGAACAGCUUUCAAGAAAUCGUAUUCUUAUUGAAGAAGGACCUGUUUGCCAAGUAACAAGUGCCACUGCCGAGAGAAAAUCUCGAACUAAUCUAGUUAUCAACAAGAAAAAACAAAUUGUCAUGAAACACAACUCAUUUACUGAUGAAGGUAUUCACAUAUUCAUUGUUUUCAAAGCUAUGGGAUUCUCAAGUGAAAGCGAAAUCGUUGAAUAUAUUUGUGGGACUCUCAAGGAAAACAGUGAAGUCGAUGUUAACUUCUUGAUACCAUCUAUUGAGGCUUGUCAUCGAGCUGAAGUCUGGACAUCAACACAAGCACUCCAAUAUAUGGCUAAUCGCCUGAAAAACAAAUCGAUUGGAAUAAAAGCUGGUGAAAACCGUCGGUUCUCUUCUAUCGAUCUCAUCAGAGAACUUUUGGCCACGACAAUUAUCGCUCAUGUUCCUGUUUUGAAUCUUAAUUUCCGCCUAAAAGCCAUUUAUCUCGCUCAGAUGGUUAAAAGACUAAUAUUAGCCGUUGAUAACCCUGAAUAUAUUGAUGAUCGUGACUAUUAUGGUAAUAAGAGACUUGAACUCGCGGGCUCCUUGAUUGGUUUACUUUUUGAAGAUCUCCUUAAGCGGUUCAAUUCUGAAUUGAGAAUGAUAGCUGAUAAAAACAUUCCCAAAAUCAAAGCUGCACAAUUCGACAUCACCAAACACAUGAGACAAGAUCUAAUCACCAAUGGUUUGAUUAACUGUAUUGCAACUGGUAACUGGACUUUGAAGAGAUUCAAGAUGGAGCGAAUUGGUGUUAGUCAAGUACUCAGUCGACUCAGUUACAUCUCCGCUCUUGGAAUGAUGACAAGAAUCAACUCUCAGUUUGAGAAAACUCGUAAAACAUCGGGUCCCAGGUCACUUCAGUGCAGUCAGUGGGGACUAGUUUGUCCUUGUGACACUCCUGAAGGAGAGUCUUGUGGUCUCAUUAAGAACUUGGCUCUCAUGACUCACAUAACUACGGAUGUUGAUGACAAAUCAAUCAUCGACAUUUGUCUUAAUUUUUGUGAUGUUCAAGAUAUUAGUUUAUGUGAAAAUGGUGCUAAAGUUAAUCAAUAUCCGUUGGUAUUUGUUAAUGGUAACAUCAUUGGAAUUGCAAUACAACCAGAAAUCCUAGUUAAAACUCUCAGGCAAUUGCGUCGUCAGGGUAAAAUCUCUGAAUUUAUCUCCGUGUCUAUAAACAAACUACAUAAUGCGGUUUAUAUCGCCACUGAUGCUGGUAGACUAUGUCGUCCAUACAUCAUAGUUAAUACUUCAUCUGGUCAACCUCGAGUCACCACAGCUCAUAUUCAGAAACUAAACCGAGGAUUAAUGGGUUUCUCAGACUUCAUCAACGAAGGACUAAUUGAAUAUCUCGAUGUAAAUGAAGCAAGUGACGCUCACAUAGCAAUUGAAGUCAAGGAAAUAAGAUGCAAUAUUACCACUCAUUUAGAGAUCGAACCGUUUACACUUCUUGGAGUUUGUGCCGGUUUAAUUCCUUUUCCACACAAUAACCAAUCUCCACGAAAUACUUACCAAUGUGCUAUGGGAAAACAAGCGAUGGGAACAAUUGGCCUUAAUCAAAGAGAGCGCAUUGAUACGCUUUUGUACCUUCUCGCUUAUCCACAAAGACCUGUGGUCAAAACUAAGACUAUUGAAUUGAUACAUUUCGAUGAAAUGCCAGCCGGUCAAAAUGCAAUAGUCGCCGUGAUGUCCUACUCUGGUUUUGAUAUCGAAGAUGCUUCGAUAAUGAACAAAGCGAGUAUUGACAGAGGAUAUGGUCGGUGUUUCGUUUAUCGCAACCAAAAAUGUAUUUUAAGACGCUAUCCAACAAUGGACGGUAUUUCGGACAGGAUUCAAGGGCCCAUGGUCGAGGCCGAACCUCCUCAUAAGCCCAUUUUCCGUCAUGCUACUCUUGACAAUGAUGGUAUCGCUGCACCAGGAGAAAUUGUUAAAAAUCGUCAAUUGUUAGUGAAUAAACAAUCUCCGAUUCCAGGUACAGCUAUUGAUGAAACUGGUACUGGUAAAGUUGGUUCGAUGAAUUACAGUUUCAAGGAUGUGCCAAUUACUUACAGGGGAAUCGAAGAUAGUUGUAUUGAGAAAGUCAUGAUUACUUCAAAUACGGAAGAAUCUUUUUUGAUAAAAUUGCUUUUAAGGCAAAUGAGAAGACCUGAAGUUGGUGACAAAUUCAGUUCUCGUCAUGGUCAAAAAGGAGUCAUUGGAUUAAUUGUAUCUCAAGAAGAUCUACCGUUUAAUUGCGAAGGUAUUUGUCCGGAUAUGGUUAUGAACCCUCACGGAUUUCCAUCUCGGAUGACUGUCGGGAAAUUGAAAGAACUAGUUGCUGGUAAAUCAGCGAUCAUCAAAGGUACUUUACAUGAUGGAACUGCUUUCGGUGGUACAACUAUUCAAGAAAUGAUCGACAUAAUGGAGGAGUUUGGUCAUAAUUAUCAUGGGAAAGAAGUGAUGACCAGUGGAAUCACUGGUGAGCCAUUAGCAGCUUACAUAUUCUUUGGUCCAAUCUACUACCAAAAACUUAAACACAUGGUUUUGGAUAAAGUUCAUGGUCGCUCUCGUGGACCAAAGGCCGUUCUCACUCGUCAACCGACUGAAGGGAGAGCAAGAGAUGGAGGAUUACGUCUUGGGGAGAUGGAAAGAGAUUGUCUCAUUGGACAUGGCGUUAGUAUGUUGCUAUUGGAGAGACUCAUGUUAUCCAGUGAUGCCUUUAAUGUCGAUGUGUGUACAGAAUGUGGUCUUCUUGGGUAUCAGAAAUGGUGCUCAUAUUGUCAGUCCAGUCGAUCCCUCGCUGAUAUUCAAGUUCCUUAUGCAUAUAAAUUACUUUUACAAGAGCUUCAAGCAAUGAGUAUACAACCGCGACUCAAAUUGACACACAUGUAAUUAAAUCUACCGAGCAUACAAUUGAAAUGUUAAAUAUCUGUGAAAUUUAUAUUUUACUUUUUGUUAAUUAAUGACAAUCAUGCAACUCGAUGUUGUGGAACUUUUUUAAUUUAUCGAAAAAUAACUCAAUGUUUACACAAUAAAAGAACAAAAAGUGGACAAGAAAAAAGUCUCUUUAACAAUAAUAGAAG